Molecule: messenger RNA, 972 nt
Organism: Cyphellophora attinorum
Lineage: Eukaryota; Fungi; Ascomycota; Eurotiomycetes; Chaetothyriales; Cyphellophoraceae
Exons: 2
Coding region: 1-972 (323 amino acids)
Source: RefSeq, a predicted model, not a curated record
AUGUCGGCUGAUCUAUUCGAAGCCUUUGGCGGCUCUGCGGCCACGCCUGCCACGGGAUCUCCCACGAAAUUAGACAAGCACAAGACAACCGCGCGCCCUCCAGCCGCAACAGUUCUUCGUUCGCCACAGCGACCAGAGACUUCCGCAGAGCCCCUGUGGAGGUCAGUGCAAGGAGGCAAUGAUGUACUUUUCGACGCAGGAGAUGAGGGCACCCAAGAUGGAAUUGACGAUGACUUUGGAGACUUUGAGGAUGCCAGCAGACCUAGUCCUGCUGAGUGGCCAUCAGUCAUGACACGGCCAUCUAAGGGAAUGAGGAAUCCUGCUCGGACAGAGGCGUCGAUUGACCUCCUCGGACUCGAUGAGGGCCAAGUUCAGGGUCAGAGAGCCGACAUAGAUGCCAUAGACACGGGCACAAUGCUCGCCGCUCCUCUCAAGAAUACGUCCUCAAAUGCAUUUGUUGACGACUCGUGGGGCGAUUUCGAAAGGCCGACCGAAACCCUUGCUACAGAUACACGGCAUUCUGCCGGUGACAGGGCCCAUCACAACGCCCAGACUGUACGUGGAUCUGAGACCUUCGGCACUGAUUGGGACGCUUUCGAGCAUGGACCAGCGCAUACAUCCGGCCUUCACGCCACGGAAGGUCGAAGACAGCAUACAGUUGUCUCAAGCAAGGCUCUCGCGUCUCCCGCUGCUCGCAAGACGGACACACCCGUACAGGAGGAACCCGAAGAGGAUGUUUGGGACGACUUCGAAGAUCAGCCUGGAGCUAUCACGUCCGAGCAACGUUCCGCCACCUUCAGUACUUCUUCCAUGCUCGCCAAGAUCUACUCGACUCUUGGGCCUCAGCAGCCACUCCUGCCACUAUCCUUCAAUUGCAUCGUCUGUCAGGGCGCAUUGUCGCCGGUCGAGCUCAACGUUGGCGCAGAGAUACUCUGCUGUCCCAAUCUCUGCGAAUCUCAGACAUGUCCUUAG